AGAGAAAUGUGGCGGUUUGCCGUUUUUCUUGCGGCAUUUUUUGUUCAGGAUGUUGUGGGAAGCCAUGGCGACCCAGAGCUUCAUAUGACUACCCCCCAAAUCAUCGAGCGAUGGGGGUAUCCGGCGAUGAUCUACACAGUUGCCACGGAUGAUGGGUACAUUUUGGAAAUGCACAGAAUUCCAUUUGGGAAAACAAACGUAACAUGGCCAAAUGGCAAGAGACCUGUCGUCUUCAUGCAACACGGCCUGCUGUGCGCCUCUAGCGACUGGGUCGUGAACCUUCCCGAUCAGAGUGCUGGUUUCCUGUUCGCAGAUGCCGGAUUCGACGUGUGGCUCGGCAACAUGCGUGGUAACACCUACAGCAUGAAGCACAAGGAUCUAAAACCUUCGCACUCGGCGUUCUGGGACUGGAGUUGGGAUGAGAUGGCUACCUAUGAUCUGAAUGCUAUGAUCAAUCAUGUGUUGGAGGUCACUGGACAGGAUAGUGUAUACUAUAUGGGUCAUUCACAAGGAACUCUAACGAUGUUUAGUCAUUUGUCGAAGGAUGAUGGAAGUUUCGCGAAGAAGAUCAAGAAGUUCUUCGCGCUGGCACCAAUUGGGUCUGUGAAGCAUAUCAAGGGAUUUUUGUCAUUCUUCGCUAACUAUUUCUCGUUGGAGUUUGAUGGAUGGUUCGAUAUCUUCGGAGCCGGCGAAUUCCUCCCAAACAACUGGGCCAUGAAGCUAGCCGCCAAGGACAUUUGCGGAGGGCUCAAAGUUGAAGCCGACCUCUGCGACAACGUCCUAUUCCUCAUCGCCGGCCCGGAAAGUGACCAAUGGAACCAGACACGUGUUCCAGUCUACGCUACUCAUGAUCCAGCGGGGACUUCGACUCAGAACAUUGUCCACUGGAUGCAGAUGGUGCAUCAUGGAGGCGUUCCGGCGUACGACUGGGGAACCAAGACGAACAAGAAGAAAUAUGGACAGGCUAAUCCCCCAGAGUACGACUUUACCGCUAUCAAGGGAACCAAGAUUUACCUCUACUGGAGUGAUGCCGAUUGGUUGGCUGAUACGCCUGACGUGCCUGACUACCUACUGACUAGAUUGAACCCGGCAAUUGUCGCUCAAAACAAUCAUCUUCCCGACUACAAUCAUUUGGACUUCACAUGGGGACUACGCGCUCCUGAUGAUAUUUAUCGUCCGGCUAUCAAGCUGUGCACUGACGAUUAUUUGGGAAAAUAAUAAUUUGAAUUGAGAUAAUUGAAAUAAAAAGUACAUAAAAUUGU
This is a messenger RNA of Caenorhabditis elegans, 1262 nucleotides long. RefSeq names its product Lipase lipl-5 (gene lipl-5). The coding region runs from base 7 to 1218 and encodes 403 amino acids. Gene Ontology annotation, biological process: lipid metabolic process; lipid catabolic process. The record is from RefSeq and is marked reviewed. The transcript has 6 exons. Gene Ontology annotation, molecular function: hydrolase activity, acting on ester bonds. NCBI's taxonomy places the organism in Eukaryota, Metazoa, Nematoda, Chromadorea, Rhabditida, Rhabditidae. Gene Ontology annotation, cellular component: extracellular region; lysosomal lumen.